Amoebophrya sp. A120 is the source of this 2403-nucleotide messenger RNA. NCBI's taxonomy places the organism in Eukaryota, Dinophyceae, Syndiniales, Amoebophryaceae. The record is from the annotation of a GenBank genome assembly.
UGUCCUCGCUCUUUCGUUGUGUUGCAUCUAGCAUCAUCGAUUCGCCUGCGUGGCUUUGAAAUGCGUACGGGGAGCAGGUGCUUUUCUUCGCUUUAAUAGCAUGCUUGAGUUUAUUCCUGAGAAACAAGAUAAGAAAAGCCAGGAAGGAAAGCAUCAUGACCACUCCCUCCUACCCAUGUGCACGGCUCGUGUCGUGGUCGUGCAGAAGGCAGCGGGGGCUACUGCUCAUCGUUUCUCUUGCGACUGGUACAUCAUUCGCCAUGUUGCCGGUCGAGCGAGCAAGCCGGGAGACCACAUUCGCGGAGGGUGACGCUUUGAUCGAUUUUCCAGGCGACGUACUUACCGAGACGCGUACGCAAGAGCCACCGGCUGGCAUCCAAGCUGGAAAUUUGCUGCAAGCGCAUAGCGUGCACGGCGAGGAAAGUAGAGACGCGCAUGCGCAAGGGAGGCCUCAGUCUCCAACCUCUGAAGGUCCAUCGAUAACUGGCACAAAAAAAGAAGACGCAGAUCAUGCUUUUGAUUCGCAGCCCAUCAUCAGCGAUCCGGAGCCAUUUUCCAUGCGAAACCUGUUGGUAGACAAGCCUGCGGAGCAAAUCAUUCCGCGCGGAUCUGCAGUGGAGAUAGCAACUUCGAUGUUGGAGAAACACGACUUUGUCGAUAGGGGGAACAAACAGCGCGUACCACAGGCUCCCUUUUCCGCCGCGACGCAAGCUCCUUCAGCGAGGGCGCCUUCAGUCGGGCCGUGGGUUGGUUCGAAUAACCGCGGUGAUCCUGCAUCGCUGCAAGGCAACAACAUUGGGACGGCGAGUGGUUUUCACGAGCGUGCACGCCUGCAUUAUCUCGCAGCACGUGAACAGGCACGAAUGCAGCAGCACAAGCGAAAUGCCGGAAGCACACGAGCCAUAUCGUUUCAGCAGCAGGGAGUACUAGCUGCUGAAAGAAGCGCAACAAGUGCUCAUGGCCGCGAAAGUCCAAUGUACGCAGCUCCCUAUCUUCCCGCUGGCGCGUACGGCAACGUUUCUCCGAGUGGAGCACAAUCCCAGUAUGGUAGGAGUCCAUCACCAGAAGUCACCAGCAGGUCAAGAACAGUUCCACAAGCGCAGAGUGGUGCAGAGAGUCCCACGCGAGGACCGGAUUACGUUUUUCAAGACGAUGGGGUAUAUCACAUCGGUCCGACAGGAGAGCAGACCCAAACCUCCGACGAGAACAGUCUGCUGAACGUAGCGGAGCGCAUGACCACAGGUGGCGAAGAGCGAGCUCGGGAACAACGGAACCAAACCAGUUCGGAGGACGACCAGUGGACGAAUGAGGAAGUGGAGAAGACCAACGUUGCGCUAGCCGAUGCGAAGAAAAGGAAAACCGAAAUUCUCGCGGAGGAACUGCAGUUGGAGGCGAAAAUCUUAAAGCUGGACAAAGACAAGCUCGGGGUGGAGCAGGAUAUUACAGUGAAAAAUGCCCCCACCCCCAAAGUUGCAAAAAUUUGUGAUGCGAAGUUUCCAAAUGAAAACUUUCUGCCAUGCAUGAAAGGACUAUGAAUCUUUCUGAUGCAGAGUCUAAGCGUGUAUCGCAUCGCUUCCAUGACAAGUGCCGCCCUUGCUGGGGUCUUUUGCAAUACAAAUUUUUGCUAUUCGCGAUUGAAAACCUGUGAUGCUGACAGAUGCAAGAGGGCGAGUGUUUCAUUUGGAAAGGGUUGCAAUGAAUACAAAUGCUCCCGAGUUCGGAAGUGGGGGCAUUUUUCAUUAUAAUACAGGAAGAAGAUACCCUGCAAGUGAAGCGCGUGCGCCUUCUGCAGAAGGAGGGUGUCCUCACGCCGGUGUCGUCGGGCACAGAGGACGACGGGUCAGGCGGCAGCCCGGAAUCCUCUACGAUGAAGUUCGUGCGAACAAUGAACCUGGUUGUCCUUGGAGUGGUGGUAUUGCCAUCUGCUAUAUGUGUUUACUUGAUUAUGUUUUGCAAAAAAUAGAAAUAGGCUGCUGCUUUCGUGGUCUGCCUGGAUAUACAUGAUUGGAAGCUCAUCCACUGAAGAUCCCUGAAUAUUCAAAAUGAAAAUUCUCUCAGGGCACGCUCGUUUUAGCCUUUAUGCUGUACCUUUGGUUGGACAGCAGUGGACCUGCGAUUGCGCCUGCUGGUGCGCCCGCGAAUCCAGUACCAGUUACGCCUGCCGCCACCGGUCCGCGAGGGCCGGUGCGCCCGGCUGCGGGUACCACUUCAGCUUUUCAAGGCGCGGGAAAUCGCCUUCCGAGCGGCGGGACGGGCGGUGGUAACGCGGCGGGUGGUGGUCCUGCUUUUGGGCCUCCUGUUGAUCAAGAGCAGCAGCCUCCAAGAGCAAUGGCGCCCGGGGAGGACACGGACUUCUCUUUCGAUGAAGACUCAGAAAGAGGAGGGGCCGAAAGAACAAACUGA